Leptonychotes weddellii (Weddell seal) is the source of this 677-nucleotide messenger RNA. NCBI's taxonomy places the organism in Eukaryota, Metazoa, Chordata, Mammalia, Carnivora, Phocidae. The record is from RefSeq and is a predicted model, not a curated record.
AUGGCUCUUUAUUGGAGUCUCACACCCUUCCCCCAAGAUUCCUUUGCGGUCUUUGAAUCUGGAGAGAGCUAUGUGUGUGGCUCAAUAGAGCCCUUCAAGAAGCUGGAGUACACCAAGAACGUGAACCCCAACUGGUCCGUGAAUGUCAAGACCACCUCGGCUUCCCGGGCGGUGUCCUCACUGGCCACUGCCAAAGGGAGCCCUUCGGAGGUGCGGGAGAAUAAGGAUUUCAUUCGGCCCAAGCUGGUCACCAUCAUCCGAAGUGGGGUGAAGCCACGGAAGGCUGUCAGGAUUCUGCUGAACAAGAAAACCGCCCAUUCCUUUGAGCAGGUUCUCACUGAUAUAACUGAUGCCAUCAAGCUGGACUCGGGAGUGGUGAAGCGCCUAUAUACCCUGGAUGGGAAACAGGUAGGAGAGGUGUUGUGGUAUGACUUUGACUUUAUAGGAAAGAACCAGGGAGUUGGGGGAUCUAUGUGGCAUCGGGGUGGGUGGGGUGGAGGAGGGAAUGUGAAACACGCAUUUUGCUGAAGUUGAGGGAGUUGGGUCAUGUGGCCAACAAAUACGUAGCUGUUGGCCUCAAACCAGACCAAAGGUAGAGGUAGACAGGGUUAACCAUAGGAAUAAAGGAAAAUACCUGUCUCGGAAGCUUAAAUGAUUACUCACAGAUUUCUGUAUUU